AUGAUUUCCGAACAGAAAUAUCCUGGUUACGAAGAAAUUACGUCUUAUUUGACGCGGCAUAAAAAAUCUUUUUGGGGCUUUCUACUUUGCCAUCGAGAUACAAUCGUUAAUAUCACUUCACCUAUUUCUCGCAGACAGGAUCCCGAAGGCGACUGGGUCCGUAAUUUCUUACUAGAAGCAAGAAAACUCGGUAAAGAUUUAGAAGAAAUG
Molecule: messenger RNA, 210 nt
Organism: Racocetra persica
Lineage: Eukaryota; Fungi; Glomeromycota; Glomeromycetes; Diversisporales; Gigasporaceae
Source: the annotation of a GenBank genome assembly